AGAUCUCCCAAAUUGACGCAGAGCUCGACCUCAUUGCUCUUUGCUUCUCAUGUAAGGCUGCUCGACGGUCUUGAAACGCGGCAUUUAACAUCAAGACGCGACUCGGCGAACAGUAUAUGAGUGUAUGCGAUCGCUUCUGCCUUCUUGAGUAUCAAUAGGCAACCUUCAAUAUGCGUAUCACACGAUGUCUGUACGCUUCUGCGCAUGCUCGCGCUUCAAGCCUUGCAUGGCCCUCUACACCUACUCCAUCGCCAUACGAAAUAUUCCACAUUGAAAGGACGGCGUCGACGCGGGAGGUGAAGCAGCGCUACUAUGAGCUCGUCAAGCUUUAUCAUCCAGACAAGCUCGAUAGCAAGGAACCAGCUGAAGCCAUGGCCUUGGCGAAUGAACGCUUUCGCAAGAUUGUUGCAGCCAAUACGUUACUGUUGGAUGCGAAUAAGAGGCAUGCCUUUGAUCAUUACGGGCUGGGUUGGUCUCGGCCAGGAUCGGGAAGCACGACGGGAGGCAUAUACAGGAAUGGUGAUGGGCGUAUCUAUGCAGGCCACACGAUGGGAUCUCGUUUCAACAGGUACAACAGACGAACCACGCACGAAGAAACUGGCCCUUGGGAUGGCUUUUACUACAGCCACGGUACAAGUGCACACAAAGGUGAAGAUGUACGCAUCACGUCCAAUGCCAACAUGAUUGGCUUUCUUGUCUUUCUCAGUGCCAUUGGUGCUGUCGUCCAGGCGUAUCGCCUUGGUCGAGCGAGUGCAGAGAUCAAUGAACGCGCGGAAAAGGCACAUCUCAUCACAGCGCGCGAUCUGGCGGAAAGCAGACGGCUUGCGCGAGACUUGGAUAGGGAUGAGCGAAGGCGGUUGUUCCUCGUGCAACGGUCCCACGAUGCAGCCCUCGGCAGAGGUUCCAAUGCUCAAGACUCUGCUUCCUCUGUCGACUAGUCUCUUUCUUUUCAAUGUCUCUAUUAGCGUUGGCAAUUUCAUACUCGUAUCUCGUGUCAUUACAAACUUGAUGCUUCCAUGCUCUAUAGCGACCAGAUGGAGACUGUGCCAUCACUGCGUCCACCCAGCAAAGUCGAUUCCUUGAAUCUGACAACAGAAACGACGGAGUCAUUUGGAUCCUCUUCACCACAAGGCCAAUGCCGGCCUUCCACUCGAUCGUACACCCGUGCAGUGCGUUCACCAGCCGCAGUGACAAUCUUGCGCCGAUCAAAGCACAAAUCUUGAAUGCCCUUUUCAUACGCAUACGCAUCAUGAAUCGUUCCUGUGCGUAAAUCCCAUAUCCGCACACUUCGAUCCAAACUACCACUCACAAGAUGGAUGUCGUCGAAUUGAAGACACGUCACAGGACCCGUAUGACCUUGUAAUUCCCUUGCCACUUGCCCUGUUCUCAA
This is a messenger RNA of Protomyces lactucae-debilis, 1390 nucleotides long. RefSeq names its product DnaJ domain-containing protein. The record is from RefSeq and is a predicted model, not a curated record. The transcript has a single exon. Bases 171 to 938 code for a protein of 255 amino acids. Lineage: Eukaryota; Fungi; Ascomycota; Taphrinomycetes; Taphrinales; Protomycetaceae.